AUGGAGGACAAUUCAUUGAACUUUGAUUCGCCUGCCCCAGGCAGUAAUGCCAUCCUCGAGCAACCACCACUUCCCGCAGAGUCUACUUCACCACCAAGUCAAGGGGCCACUGGACAAGCCCAAAGAGCAGAAGAUACCCCAAUGGGAGAAGCUGGUUCCGUCGAUUCAGCCAUCAAAAAAGAUUCAAGUGCGCCUGUUUCCGAUAAUCCGCUCGAUGCGCCUGACGCACCUCGCCCAGAAGCAGAUGAACCCAAGGAUGAGGUAAUGGGGGAUUCCCAAGCCCAAGACGAAGUGAAAGAAAGUAAAGAGGGCGAUGGGGAGAGUGGAGCUACAAAUGGACAGGUUGAGAAAACAAAAGCUUCAAUCGAAGCAUCAGCAAGGGAACAUCUUAUUUCACAAACACAUUCGACUAUAAUACCAAGUUAUAGUAGUUGGUUCGACAUGCAUGCUAUUGCGCCAGUCGAGAAGAAAUCUUUGCCGGAAUUCUUCAACAACCGCAAUCGCAGCAAGACCCCAUCUGUUUACAAGGAUUAUAGAGACUUCAUGAUCAAUACUUAUCGAUUGAACCCAAUAGAGUACUUGACGGUGACAGCAUGCCGGAGGAACUUGGCUGGUGACGUUUGCGCCAUUAUGCGCGUUCAUGCAUUUCUCGAGCAAUGGGGCUUGAUCAAUUAUCAAGUUGACGCACAACAACGACCUUCGCAAGUCGGUCCCCCUUUUACUGGCCAUUUCAAAGUGAUAUGUGACACCCCUCGUGGCCUGCAGCCGUGGCAGCCUUCCGCCGAUCCAAUCGUUCUUCAGGGCAAGAAAAAUGAAGAUACAGAGGCCAAGGCAGUUGCAGAGCCAGCUCCCAAGUCAGACUUAAAUUUACAGAUAGGACGCAACAUCUACGAUGCUACUGCCAAAGAGAACAAAUUGAAUGCGGACUCCAAAAAGCAAACAAACGGCGAAGGUGCGAGCACCAAUGGCACUUCGGACAUUGUUCAAAAGUCCAUCGAGGACAUUGUGAAAGCUCCAAUAACCAAAAUUCUCUGUCAUGUUUGCGGUAUUGACUGCACUCGUGUUUAUUACCAUCACAUGUCUCCGGCCGACCCAACAGCUCCCGGAACCACCAAGGGUAAAUCGGAUAUUUGCUCGAAUUGUUUCAUGGAAAGUCGAUACCCUCACAACCACGGUCGAAUACAGUAUCAAAAGAUGGAGAAUCCAACAUACACGGCCGCUCCUGAACUUGCUCGUGACUGGAGUGAUGCCGAGGUUCUUCGACUUUUGGAGGCUUUGGAAAGUAAUGAUGAUGACUGGACGGCAGUCGCGGAGUACGUCGGUACCAGAACGAAAGAAGAGUGCGUCGUCAAGUUCCUGCAAUUCGAGAUUGAAGAUAAAUACAUCGAUGUGGAGCCAAGCAGCACCGACAAAUCCAACAAAUCCAUCGGCGUUGGUAUGUUGGGUCCUGAAAACGGCAUGCUUCCUUUCAGUCAGGCCGACAACCCACUUAUGUCUGUAAUUGGUUUCUUGGCAAGUCUUACAGACCCUAAGGUUACAGCAGCUUCAGCUGGUAAAACAGUAGACGCAAUGAAGAAAAGUCUGCGAGAGAAGAUUGAGAAACCGCAAGGAUCCGAGAAGGGGAAGGAGAAGGAGGGAGCUUCGGACUCGAUGGAAAUUGACGAUACCGAAUCGACUAAACAAUCGUUGAGUGAGAUUGCUGCAUUUCCAUUGGUUGCGGUUGCCGGUCGUGCUGGUGCCUUAGCAUCCCACGAAGAACGUGAAAUGACUCGCUUGGUAUCGGCAGCCGUGAAUAUUACAUCAAUGAAGCUCGAUUUGAAGUUGAAACAAUUUAACGAAAUGGAAGAUAUCCUGCAAGCGGAGCGAAGAGAGCUAGAAAGAGGUCGCCAACAGCUCUUUUUGGACCGCCUAUCAUUCAAGAAGCGUGUUAGAGAUGUACAAGAAGGUCUGAAAACAGCUGCUGCAACAGGCGGGGAACAAGGAAUCAAAAUGGCACAGGACGUCAUGCAAGGAGGGGAGAAAAUGUCCUUUAAUGGGGUUUCUGCUCCCGCAGGAAGCGUACAACCGUUGAGUGCGGAAGGUCAAAUCAAGAGUUAUGAUAUCUAA
This is a messenger RNA of Botrytis deweyae, 2106 nucleotides long. RefSeq lists its product as uncharacterized. Gene Ontology annotation, biological process: positive regulation of DNA-templated transcription. The transcript has 3 exons. Gene Ontology annotation, molecular function: DNA binding; histone binding. Gene Ontology annotation, cellular component: SWI/SNF complex. Lineage: Eukaryota; Fungi; Ascomycota; Leotiomycetes; Helotiales; Sclerotiniaceae. The record is from RefSeq and is a predicted model, not a curated record. The coding region runs from base 1 to 2106 and encodes 701 amino acids.